Otolemur garnettii (small-eared galago) is the source of this 633-nucleotide messenger RNA. It is a transcript of the gene LBHD1, whose product is annotated as LBH domain containing 1. The transcript has 3 exons. Lineage: Eukaryota; Metazoa; Chordata; Mammalia; Primates; Galagidae. The coding region runs from base 1 to 633 and encodes 210 amino acids. Gene Ontology annotation, biological process: positive regulation of DNA-templated transcription. The record is from RefSeq and is a predicted model, not a curated record. Gene Ontology annotation, cellular component: nucleus.
AUGGCCCUUGUGCCAGGAAGCAGUGAGGAGGAUGGGCCUUGGACUAGAGAUAGUCCAGGCUCCUCCAAGCAUCCCGAAAGUCCCAGGCUGAUGAAUUCUCUCUGGAAGGACAGAGGAGAGAUUAGCAGGGUUCAAGGUUACCAGGAUUUUCAGGUUGUUUCUCAAAAGUCCCACCUGCCCUCUAUUGUGGUGGAAGCCUCUGAGGUGAAUGAAGAAGAGAGUGGGGAUCUCCAGUGGCCCCAUGAGGAGCUGCUGCUGCUCACAGAUGGUGAGGAAGAGGAGGCUGAGGCCUUCUUCCAGGACGAAAAUGAAGAGCCAGGCUGGGCUUGGAGCCCACAGGACCCCAGGUUUCCCUUAAGAACAUUUAAUGUUGGAUUCAGCUGGGGCCAGGAGCAGGAUGACCAAGAUGCCUCUUGGAUUCCUGAGGACACAGAGUGUGAGGAAACCCCCAACCUCUGUUUUUGGGACCCAAGCACAGGCUCCAGUGUCUGCAGAAGCCACUUUGUGGAAUAUUCUCAUCUCUUGCCUCCUAGUAACUUGGAGGGUAAGUAUUUUUCUCCCUCAAACAUAUCACCUAGGUUUAUUUAUGAAGCCCUUCUACCCAUCCUCAUAAAAUUCCCCUUUUACAGGUAA